Owenia fusiformis is the source of this 2157-nucleotide messenger RNA. The record is from the annotation of a GenBank genome assembly. NCBI's taxonomy places the organism in Eukaryota, Metazoa, Annelida, Polychaeta, Sabellida, Oweniidae.
CCAAUCCAAAAUGGCAGCCCCCAUGAAAUAUUUUUUAAAGUGUUAAAAAAUCCUUAUUAUAGGAUUUGUCUGGGUGUCGUGACGAAAACAUGAUACCAUGUACAAGAUGAAUCAACGUUUUUAACAUUUCGUCUGGGAUUUCGAAUCCUUUAUUCAGCGAUCAUGGCGGGAAAGAUAAAAAUAUUGAGUGCUGAAGAACUUAUUAAAAGACGUAAAGUGGCAGAUCAAGAACUACCUCAAAGAAGUGGAGGAGUCCAAAAAGAAUUUGCACCUGAUGGCUCAUGGCUUCAAGAAAAACGAAUAGAAAAGUAUUAUGAAGAUAGACAAGAUCUCUUGAAUGAAGAGCGUGUUGAAAAAUUAGGAUUGUUGGCAAGGGCCCAUUGGAAUCCUGCAAAUAAGAUUGUUGAACUAGAAAAACAAGUGAAAUUCUGGCAGCAUGUCGGGUAUGUAGAAGAUGGGAAGUUGCUAUUAUAUCCUGAGGAGGCUGUAUUCCUCAUGGAAAUGGGCAACUUAGAAAUUGUGUAUAAUGAUGUUCCAAUGAGUCUACAGCAGGCAUAUUCUACUCUCUUGGCUGAAGAGCAUUCUGAAGACAAAUACCUGGUGUAUUCACAUCUUUGUAGAAUGGGAUACUUGGUACAUAGAUACUCACAUAGACCUGACAUUACAUUAUAUGAAAGACUAAUUGGAUUAACUGACUCUACAACAAAGAAACGGAAAAACAAACAAAAUACAAACAAAGAUUCUAAGAAAUGCAAGAAUUCAGAAGAAAAGAAUGAUACUGAUAAAGUUAUAAAAAACAGUGAUGUGCAAAUGAAGGAUGACAAAGUGGAAACAAAGGAAAUGAAAUGUGAUGCAAUUUUAAAUAAUGAUAAACGAACCCGAGUGAACACUGAUUAUAAUGUACCUAAUAGUACUGAUGAUGUUCAAAUGGAUGACACACCUCAUAUUGAUCAUCUGAUUGAUUCCAAUAUAGCAAAAGUACAAAAAACACAAAUAUCAGCCUCUAUUGAUAAGGCCAGGAGUAGUAAGGAUACUAUGAGAACUGAUCCACAUCUGUUUAUCUGGGACUAUGAAAAUAUUCACCCAUUCCCAAAUAUUGCUGGCAAAGGAAAUUGCAUAGAAAUAACUAACUGUUCCCCAGAAUUCCUACCUCCUGAUUUAGAAUUUAAUACUGAAUCAACAAUCUUAAAUCUUGAAAAGUUAACAAUAUGGCCAAAAAAGUUAACUGCGAAACAGUUACAGUUAGAAGAAAGAAAAAAAUCAAGACAAGCUAGACAGCGUGAUUUAGAAGCAUCUAAUACUGUGCUUCAAUUCUCAUUCCCUCAGAUGGCGGGAGUUGUUAGAAAGUCGACAAAUUGUAGAUGUUGGAGUGAGUAUAAACUCGAACCCAAGAAAUGUAAAAAGGAGACUGAUCUUGAGGAGUUGAAGGGGUCUCCAGGAGGACCCCUUUGGAAAGGUGAUGUGGUCCCCCUUGUCAGACCAAGUAAUGCUAGAUCCACAGCAUCAAUCCUUGGUCGACUAAAGGUAGUUGAAAAUAUCCAUUUUUCUAACAUGAAUUGCAGUGUGACGGAUGCCCCUAAAAUCAGCUUUGAUGUCUACCUACCUUCCUUGCAAUAUAAGAAGUCUAAUCCUGGACUGCCCAAUCACAGGAUAGUUGUCACCAGGGUUGAAGAUCCACCACCAGAUUUGGCCAUACUUAGUUCUUUACACCAGACAAAAGAUGGCGUACCUCUCCACUGGGCUGUCAUAGAUAGCGGGGAUGUAUCAUUCUUCUCAUUUAAUGAUGUAUCACUUGGACAAGACAUUUAUAUGGGAUAAGUGCACAGCUUUACUUGGAGAAAAGGAGGUUAGAGUGUCUAGGAAGACAGCAUUUCAACCUUGGUUUGUUAGUAGUGUCAUAAGACUGGACACUUACAUUAAAUAAGGACACAGUUUGAAGACUAGUGAUACUGGUAACUGGACAUUUUUUUCUACUGGACAUUUGUUUUGUAUAGGAUAAGUACUCAGCUUAAAAGCUUGUGUCUUAGAGAUGGAACAUUUGUAUGGAUGAAAUAAAAAGUAUGCUUAAGUUGAAGGGUAGCCUCUCUGGGUUGACGCAAUGGACACAUGAGUAAGAGAUAAAGUCAGUAAUUAAUUUUGGAAGAUUAUGUAACAAAU